AUGUCGGGACGCGGAAAAGGUGGAAAGGGACUCGGAAAAGGAGGAGCCAAGCGGCACAGAAAAGUUUUACGUGAUAAUAUUCAAGGUAUUACCAAAGUACGUUGAAGAAUUUUUAAUUUAUGUCCUGAAUUUCAUCUCACAAUUUUUUCAGCCAGCCAUUCGUCGUUUGGCUCGUCGUGGUGGAGUAAAACGUAUUUCUGGAUUGAUUUAUGAGGAAACACGUGGAGUUCUCAAGGUGUUCCUCGAAAAUGUGAUUCGUGAUGCUGUCACAUAUUGUGAACACGCUAAAAGAAAGACUGUGACAGCAAUGGAUGUUGUUUAUGCUUUGAAAAGACAAGGAAGAACUCUCUACGGUUUUGGUGGAUAA
Messenger RNA from Caenorhabditis angaria, 367 nucleotides. The record is from the annotation of a GenBank genome assembly. Lineage: Eukaryota; Metazoa; Nematoda; Chromadorea; Rhabditida; Rhabditidae.